Aspergillus sclerotioniger CBS 115572 is the source of this 2958-nucleotide messenger RNA. Its product is annotated as beta-glucosidase. Gene Ontology annotation, biological process: glucan catabolic process. The coding region runs from base 271 to 2691 and encodes 806 amino acids. The transcript has 2 exons. Gene Ontology annotation, molecular function: beta-glucosidase activity. Lineage: Eukaryota; Fungi; Ascomycota; Eurotiomycetes; Eurotiales; Aspergillaceae. The record is from RefSeq and is a predicted model, not a curated record.
GUUUCAUUGGAUACGAGCCCGAGAUUGACCCGGAACCCUAUCCUUCUUCUUGUCAUUCUCCAUGCCGUGGUCAAUAUGCCUCAGACUUUGCCGAGACUUUUCAGGGCCUUGGCCGGAUAUACGGGAGGGAGAGAAAUGGGAUCAUGGUGGGCAUUGAAGAGGUGAUGGAUUCUUGGGGUCCUAUGUCGUGGGUAUUUAAGUUCCCAGAUUGCCGUCUCAGAUGGCUCUCAGAACACUGUCGGCUGGAUUCUCUUCAACUGAGUUAGAAAGAUGAAGCUGUCUCUUGUCCUUUCGGCUGCAGCGCUGCAGUUGGCAGAUGCCGCUGUGGUGCAAAAGCGAACAGUUGAUGUUGCUGAUCUGGAACACUUCUGGUCCUACGGACGCUCGGAGCCUGUUUAUCCCACUCCCGAGACAAAGGGCUUGGGCGAUUGGGAAGAGGCGUUUGCUAAGGCCAAGUCCCUCAUAUCGCAGAUGACAGACGACGAGAAGAACAACAUUACUUACGGGUAUUCUUCUACAAUGAAUGGCUGUUCGGGGAUGGCUGGUGGUGUCCCACGUCUGAGCUAUCCCGGAAUGUGUCUCCAGGAUGCAGCAAGUGGCGUGCGAGGGACUGACAUGGUCAACGCUUACGCCUCAGGUCUCCAUAUUGGAGCUUCAUGGAACCGUGACCUCGCGUAUGAACAUGCUCAAUACAUGGGAGCGGAAUUCAAGCGCAAGGGGGCCAAUGUUGCUCUUGGUCCGGUCGUGGGACCACUAGGGCGCAUGGCCCGAGGUGGUCGCAAUUGGGAAGGCUACAGCAAUGACCCCUACCUUUCUGGAUCCCUCGUUCGGAAUACUGUCCGCGGUCUGCAGGAAUCCGUGAUCGCCUGCGUCAAACACUUCAUCGGAAAUGAGCAGGAGACGAACCGUAACACGCCGAGUUUACUGGACGGUAGCUAUAACCUGUCCAUCUCCUCCAACAUAGAUGACAAGACUAUCCAUGAGCUAUACAUGUGGCCCUUCCAGGACGCGGUCAAAGCUGGUGCGGGUGCCGUCAUGUGCAGCUAUAAUCGCAUCAACAACAGCUACGGCUGUCAAAACAGCAAGACCCUCAACGGGCUGCUCAAGGGUGAGAUGGGCUUCCAGGGAUUCGUUGUAUCUGACUGGAAUGCCCAACACACCGGUAUUGCCAGCGCAGCUGCCGGUCUCGAUAUGGUCAUGCCUGACUCGACCUACUGGGAGAAUGGUAACCUGUCUCUAGCCGUCAACAACGGGUCCUUGUCCUCCACCCGUCUAGAUGAUAUGGCUAUCCGCAUCGUCGCCGCCUGGUACAAAUACGCCGAGCUGGAAAACCCCGGACACGGCCUGCCUGUCAGCCUUCUUACUCCUCAUGAACUAGUUGACGCUCGUGACCCUGCCUCCAAAGCCACCAUCCUCCAAGGAGCAAUCGAGGGCCAUGUCCUCGUCAAGAACGUCAACAAUGUUCUGCCUUUGACAAAUCCUAAAUUCCUCUCCCUCUUCGGAUAUGACGCUAUCGCUGCAACUCGGAACACCAUGGACGACCUCUCAUGGAGUCUAUGGACCAUGGGGCUCGACAACACCCUGACCUAUCCCAAUGGCACGGCCAUUGAUCCGUCCCACCUGAAGUACAUGUUCCUUUCCAGUGCAAAUCCCUCCGAAAAUGGCCCGGGGGUAGCCCUGAACGGUACGAUGAUCUCCGGGGGUGGCUCCGGUACCAGCACUCCAUCCUACAUCGACGCCCCCUUCGACGCCUUCCAACGUCAAGCCUACGAUGACAACACCUUCCUCGCCUGGGACUUCGCCUCCCAAAACCCUACCGUGAACCCAGCCAGUGAAGUGUGCCUCGUCUUCAUCAACGAAGCCGCAGCUGAAGGCUGGGACCGCCCAUACGUGGCAGACCCCUACUCUGACACGCUAGUCGAGAAUGUCGCUUCCCAGUGCAACAACACUAUGGUAAUCAUCCACAACGCCGGCAUCCGUCUCGUCGACCGCUGGAUCGACCACCCCAACAUCACCGCCGUCAUCUACGCCCAUCUCCCUGGUCAAGACAGCGGCCGCGCCCUGGUGGGGAUAAUGUACGGCAAACAAUCCCCCUCCGGCCGUCUCCCCUACACCGUCGCUAAGAACGAAUCCGACUACGGCGCCCUCCUCAAUCCGGUCGUCCCAACUGGAUCUCAGGAUUUGUACUACCCCCAAGACAACUUCACAGAAGGCGUCUACAUAGACUACAAGGCCUUUGAGCAAAAGGAUAUCACUCCCCGCUAUGAAUUCGGCUAUGGCCUCACGUACUCCACGUUCUCUUACUUUGAUCUUCAAGUCUCAGUCCACACGAACGUGGACACCAGCUAUCUGCCCCCCAACACCACUAUCGACGAAGGUGGUCUCCCCUCCCUUUGGGAUGUAGUGGCUACAGUCACCUGCUCGGUUUCCAACACUGGUUCGGUGGCCGCGGCGGAGGUCGCUCAGCUCUACCUAGGAAUCCCCGGUGGUCCGGCGAAGGUCCUCCGGGGUUUUGAGAAACAGCUCAUUCAGCCGGGAAAUCACACCGAAGUCACAUUUGAUCUGAUGAGACGGGAUCUCAGUACCUGGGAUGUGACCAAGCAGAGUUGGGGGUUGCAGGCGGGAGAAUAUUCCGUUUAUGUGGGGAAGAGUGUACUUGAUGUUCAGUUGACGGGGACGUUGACAAUCUGAUCUGAUGAGCUUGAUUUGAUGAAUAGUUGUAUGAUAUUUCAUGGAAUGAUUUGCUUUGCCUUUGGGUAUAUAUACGGGGUAUCCUUGUAUUGGUAUCUCUCAUGGGUGUGCCUGGGAGACAUCUGAUGUUAUGCAAAAUCUGCACAUUGCAUCUGUUGAGCCAUCUACACGUGCAUGUCAUUCUCCUGGCAUCAGUACCUCAUAGUACAGAAAAGCCAUGUCUCGUUCAAUCUGUCGUCAGCACGAUUCGGUGUGAGGCCAUGGCCU